AUGGCCCGAUAUAUGAUAUUUGAUCGUCAUUCUUCCUUGCAACUUCACAACGCUUCUGCAGCAUCGUCUCCUUGCUCAUUAAAUCAGAUACAAUCGUUCACGUCCGCCUCGCAAAUUUUCAAUAUGACAGCCACACGACAGGGGACUGAACUCUGGGCAGUUACGCAGCAAGUUGUGUCAUAUCCGAUCUUUAUACUUGACCGUGUCCUCGAGAUCCGUGUCAACAACGUACACGCGGCGCCAUAUCUCGUCCAGCAGAAAAUUUUGGAAAGCGUCUCGCCAGUCUUCGCACAGAUGUGCAACAAUCACGACUGGAUCGAAGGUGCUACCGGAAGACUGACCUUCAUGGAAGACGACGAAGAAGUUUGGCAGGCUUUUCUGUACUGGCUCGUCAAGCAUGAAAUCGAUUUCGUAAUACUUUUCAAAGCCUCUGCUGCAUCCAUGGCCAUCAAGAGCGCAUGCUUUGCAGACAAGUACAAUAUCGAUGAGUUCUUCGACCAAGCGAUGAGCUGUCUCAUCGAUCUAAAGUUUGCAGUAUCCAUCGAAAGCCUGCGGGCCGCUUUCGAGGCGACUACAGCCGAUUGCCCACUUCGUGAGCUCCUGGCCGAAAAGGCAGUGUAUGCUGUACAUGCCAAGACGAUCAAGCUUGACAAGUUGGCAAAUCUGGACGGCACUGGCUUUCUACCUCUAUACCUCAAAUUCUACAACACGGUGUGCCCAAUCAAGAACAUCUCGGCGACCACGAUAGCGGACAAUCGUAACAAGAUAAUCAAGCGAAGCUUUCGAGGCGCCAGAAAAUCUAUGGUAAAGGCUACUUGAUUGGGAAUGGAAUCGUUCGAAUGACAUCAAACUUGGUUGGAGCAUACGAAGGGCGUGACAGGGCAUGAAGGUUUGGAGGAUCAAGGUUGAUUAUUGUGUCGAGGCAUUUAUAGCAGGAUCGGUCAUGAUUAUCGAGUGGACAGUAGCAGAGGCCUGCAUGGUACAAACUGUCAAGUGUCAGCGGAAGACAGAAUGCUCCUGUAGCUAAGUGCCGCAUGUGCCUGCUUUGAGCUGUGGUGCUAUCUCUAGUACAUAAAGUUCGAGCAACUUGCUCGCGCCUCCUUCAUCGUUACGAUCGCUUUCCGAUUCAAAGCUUCGGAUUCGGGCACAUUGUUAAAUGUUGGUGGCAAUGGUGCAUAGCGUGGACAGGCAAGGGGUACAUAAAUAGGGUCUGUCCACCCUCCGAGAUAAAAAGGGAAUCAAGAAUCUUCUUCCUUCUUCCUCACAUUUCAACA
Messenger RNA from Dissoconium aciculare CBS 342.82, 1274 nucleotides. RefSeq lists its product as uncharacterized. The coding region runs from base 1 to 819 and encodes 272 amino acids. The transcript has 2 exons. Lineage: Eukaryota; Fungi; Ascomycota; Dothideomycetes; Mycosphaerellales; Dissoconiaceae. The record is from RefSeq and is a predicted model, not a curated record.